GCGCACUCGUUUUUUUGUUUUAGUGUUGCACGCGCAUGCGCAUUGAAAAUGCCAAAGCGCAUUACGAUAAUACAAAGUAAAGUAUGAAAUAAACUUAAACAUAAAAUAGAGUGCAUAAGGAAAUAGUGAAAAAUUUGCGAAAUCACAUGCAUUUCAUUUGUGCGCUUGUAAACGGAUUGACUAACUAACCUCACGCGCUACUAACCGAUUUACGAGUGACGAGCAGAGCGCGCGCAUGCGUUGGCCGAAAGUGUUGUAAGAUCAAGCGCGUAAAUUAAAAGCAAAAGUGUUAUUACAGUGUAUGUUGAAAAUGUAAAAAAUUAGUAAUAUUGCUAGCAAAUUUAUGAAAAAAAUAAAAAUAUUGUAUAAGAAAGAGACAAAAUAUUGAAUUCUGAAAAAUUUCAGUAGAAGUGAUAAAAUCCAAGAAAAGAAAUUAAUAUAUUUAACGAUAAUUAAAAAUAAUAAAAUCCCUCACCAGAAAUUAUACCAAAGCCGCGCUACAUAAAAGUCGCUCAAAUAGACACUACCAAAAACUUAACUGCUAACCAAUCGAAAGUUAUCAUCAUCGUCAUCCAUUUAGAAAGAUUUCUACUGAUUCUCUCGGCAAUGCUAAAAAUUUGCAAAAUAAACGCCUGUCCAAAUGGAACACUUGGCCUACACCUGAGUCGAGCACCCUGGGAUCCUUAUCCCUGGGUGAGUGGCAUACAGGAGGGUUCCAGCGCAGAAGAAGCUGGCAUGCGCGUCGGUGAUACAGUGUUGGAGUUCAAUGGCAACGACGUAUUGGGACAGAAGAUAUUAGAAAUUGCAAAUAGAAUACGUGCCCAUUGGCAAAGUGGCGCGACAGAUGUGACAGUAGUCAUUUGGCGUAAUCAAACGGAAUUGGAUAAUGAUUGCAGCGAUGGAGGCUAUGAAGAUGAAGAGCAGGAGGAUAAUGGGACAGUAGCAGAGGAACAAAGAAAGCAGCGCGUGCAGCGUUCACAUCAACAACAUUCCAGUAUUAAUCAGCAGUCAUUGCAGAAGUUCGCCACAUGCCUGCAACACAUUGCCCAAUUAUUGGAGUGUCCUGUUUGCCUAGAGGUCAUUCGUCCACCUGGUUGGCAAUGUUGCAACGGACAUGUGUUAUGCAACAACUGCCGCAGCCGUUCGGUCAAAUGUCCGGUGUGUCGUGUGCCUUUGGGUCCCAGAGGACGCUGCCUGCUCGCGGAUAAAUUAUUCACCGUGUUGGCUGAGAGUUUUCCCUGUGAUGGCGUGCGAAGCAAUCGAAAUUCCCCAAAGGGGACACGAAAAUGCUCACCUGAAUUAAAAGGAGCUCCCAAGGCGUGUGUGACAACACAAAAACACCAGCAGAGAGAAAAAGUUGAACAACAAAAGCAACAAAUCAAAUCCAAAGAAAUGCAACAGCAAGACAAGAGAAAGGUCAAAAGUGUUGCUGCCGCCUCGGCUGCCAUUGGUAGUGGCCAAAGGAAUGUGUCACUUGGAAAAGUUGCGGUGAAGGAAAGCACAACAACUUUAGCAACAGCAACAAACACUGCUGGCACAGUAUUGCAAGAAAUGAACAACUGCACGAACAGCAACAACAACAACAACAUCAAUUGCAAUACCAGCAAAAGCGUGAACGGCAAUAGUAGGAAGAGUUCUUCGCAAACUGAAGAAGCUGAAAAUGGCAGUUCAUCGCAGGGUUGUCACUGGCAAUGGCGCAAGAGUCGAACGCGAGUUGCUAAAGAACAACAACAACAGCAAUAACAAUUGAGUGAAGCAGAACAAGUUUAUAAAAGUUACGCAGAUGAGCAAUUGUCCAUCACAGGAGUGUCCUAGGCGAUGCCGACGACGAUGAGGACGGCAAAUGUCAGCGGUAGAAUAAACAUAGAACUUUAGCUAACGCAGAGAGGGCGGUGUGUCAGCCGAAGGGGUGAGUGAGUUGCAUUUUGGUAAGAGCAUAACUGGAUGGAGGCGAAUGGCGAGAAUUCAAGCUUUCGGGGGAGUACACGAGGAGUUUCGAACUCGGUUGGACAGUUGAUUGUGAAUGGCGUUGUGACGGAAGGAAAUGCGACGGUCAACAAUGUCCUCGUUAAACCCAAGUUGCAGUCAAGUAAGAAAUCAGCAGAUAACUCGGCUAAGGUGGAGAAGUCACGAAAUGUUGAACAUAAAUAACAACAAAAAAGUUAAAAACUUAAAAUAAGUAAGAAAUGAAUAAUUUGUGAAAAAAACGAAACAAAGUACACAAAAACUAAACAAGACAAGGCACGAAUAAAUAAAAAUAAAAUAGCAAAGAUGAAGUUGCAAACAUAUGUAAUGACAUGCGAAAGAAAACAACAACUCCAACGUAAACAAUAAAACAAAUAUAAAAAUGAAAAAAUAUAUAUGUAUGUAUGUAGUAGCAACAUUUAUCUUGUGCUCAGAUUAGCUGGUAGUCAGUUGGACAGAGGCACGCCAGCUGUGUAAUGCCGCUGCCGCUGCCGCUACUACUGCUGCUGCUGUUAGUUGUAGCAACUACUGCUGGGGAUUAGCAACAAUAUCAAAAUUAUCAUUGUCCAACUGGGAAAUCAUGUGGCACUUUGGAACGUGCAACAUUCAGCACAUUGAAGUGUGGCAACCGGCGAACGAGCACAAUGAGCGUGUUGCUGUAGUGUAGUGCAGAAAGUGUUUUACUACAAAAAGUAAAAAAAAAAUUAAAAAAAAAUAAAACACAGUUACAUGCAACAACAUCAUUGCCGACAAGAAUUGUGACAAAUAACGCUGUGAGCGUACGAACAAUAGACGUUAGACAAAUAAAAAAUUUGUUGUUGUAAAAUAGAAGUGAAGAAAUCGAGAAUCUACAUCUUGGGAAAAUCUCUGUGGCGAACAGUGUGUUAUUUAAUAAAUUUUUUUUUUCACAGAAAUAAAAAAGGAUAUCAAAAGUGAAGCAAAAUUUUA
Messenger RNA from Ceratitis capitata (Mediterranean fruit fly), 2913 nucleotides. RefSeq lists its product as uncharacterized. Gene Ontology annotation, cellular component: cytoplasm. Gene Ontology annotation, molecular function: ubiquitin protein ligase activity; ubiquitin conjugating enzyme binding. Bases 607 to 1743 code for a protein of 378 amino acids. Gene Ontology annotation, biological process: multicellular organism development; proteasome-mediated ubiquitin-dependent protein catabolic process. NCBI's taxonomy places the organism in Eukaryota, Metazoa, Arthropoda, Insecta, Diptera, Tephritidae. The transcript is spliced from 5 exons. The record is from RefSeq and is a predicted model, not a curated record.